Molecule: messenger RNA, 882 nt
Organism: Ambispora leptoticha
Lineage: Eukaryota; Fungi; Glomeromycota; Glomeromycetes; Archaeosporales; Ambisporaceae
Source: the annotation of a GenBank genome assembly
AUGAAUUCAGUCACCCAAGCAAACUCGAGCAACAGGAAAGACGCAAGCAACCAAGUAGCAAGGUUUCUUGCUGAAUCAGUUGUUUCAAUAGGCUUAAGUCAUGAUUGUUGUCGAACUACUCUAAUUAUUGGAGGAAUUGCAGCUUGGGCUGCGAAUAAAGCUAAUUUAACGCUAUCUAUCGACAGUAACUUUGAUGAUAAAAUGGAGAACUUUAAUAAUGACACUGACCCAUUUCCUGGACUAGAAAAUGAUACAAAUGAAACAUUAUUUGGCACCUUCAAAAUAUCUUCAACUGCAGUAUUGGACACAAUAACGACACGUAGUCCGUGUUCCGAAUGUGACAAAUCAGUGAAAUAUUUUUGUUAUCGAUGCUUUGUGGCGGUCGGGUGCUCGCGUGAUAGUGUUCCGAGAUUAAAAUUGCCCAUUAAAAUUGAUAUAAUCAAACAUGAAGAAGAGCGCAAUGGCAAAUCAACAGCAAUACACGCAAAAAUACUGGCACCAGAUGAUAUCAUGAUAUAUUCAUAUCAAAAUAUACCAAAAUUCGAAAACUAUGAACGUCUUUUGUUACUGUUUCCAGGACCGGAUGCAAAAAAACUAGACGAAAUUCCACGCGAAUCAUUUGAUAAAUUAUUAGUAAUAGAUGGGACAUGGCACCAAGCAACAAACAUGAUACGAUUCACCCCUGAAUUCAGUAAAAUUCGUAAGGUUACCAUAAAACCGUGUACCACAUUAUUCUGGCGAUUUCAGAACAGGGAUAAGCAUUAUUUGGCAACGAUCGAGGCUAUUUAUUAUGUCUUGAAGGAAUACCAUGAAGCUUAUGAUGACAUUGUAGAUGAUGUAGGAAAAAGAAAUGGGUAUGAUGGACGGGGUAAAAAAGUUUAA